AACCACCAUAUAUCGCUGUCAAACUGAUUAAAGCAGUGGUAAUCAAGUAGAAAGAGAAAUUCUAAGAUACUCCGCUGGAUUAUAAAACCCCCACCACAAGCUGUCUAUGGUAUUAACAGCCCCUGGUGGAUCACUUUCAUUACUGGGACCAAAAUAAGACAGCAGAGCUCAGGUCCAGCAGUGAUUGCUGAGUCGGUGGGGCACUCCUCAGCAAGAUGGCUGCAUUGCUGCGCGCAAUUGUGGCAUCCUGGUGAAAUGACGCAAGCUACAGUUUACGUUCAGUCCUCGAGGCUCUGAGCUCUCCAGUCUCCAUAGCGCAGAUCCCGCCCGACACACAACCGGAAGACUGACCGGCUAUCCUCCGGUGGACCGAGCGGAACCGGUUCAUAAGAGUGAGAGUGCAAUGAGGAGAGGUUUCAGAGUGUGAGGCCAUGGGCUGCACCUCGGCCAAGCAGGUGUCGGCCGUGCCCAACGAUGAGGAGGGACGCGGCAAGGCCUACAGCAACGGAGAUCUCUUCACUGAUGAAUACAAGAUGAAGGGAGUGGAGGAGGUGAAGUACAUGAGAGGGGAUGAAAACAGGGUGAACGCACGCAACCAGGAGAACCUGGAGAAGAGUAAUGUGCAGUACAGGGGCAAACAGCAGAAAGAGGUCGCUGCAGCAAACAUCAAGUCGAAUAUUCACACGUCAGAGAGCCAGCAGGAAUUUUUCAGGAUGCUGGAUGAGAAGAUUGAGAAGGGGCGAGACUACUGUUCGGAGGGGGAUGAGGAAGAUGGGACAUAGCACAGAGGCCCCCAAGAUUCACUCCCAUAGAGAGCCUCACAGAGAGUGCGUGCGUGUGUGUGUGUGUGUGUGUGUGUGUGUGUGUGUGUGUAAAUGCGUACGUGAGUGCUUAUGUGUGCCAGAGAGAAAGAGAAAGAGAGUUGAAUCCGUGUUUUCCCAAUGGGGCGUCGAUGUAAUGGGACACUGUAUGAGUUGGUAUGUGUGUUUUUGAAUGGAUGGCAAAGAUAGUAUUUUAAUCAAAAGUUGGAAGAGUGGGGGAUAAAUGUGAGAGAGAGGAAGAGAGAGAGACAGAAUGGGAUAAAGAACACUUUCUUCAGAGACUGCAGCCCUCCUGUCUUAGCGCCUCACCCCUUCAGGCCCCUGAGCAGACAGAUGGAGGUGGCGGAGCGAUGAAGGGACAGACGGAUGAAAGGAGGGAGAGAUGGAGGCGGACGUGACGAUGGAUGGACGCACAUCGCUAUGAACGUGGAAAAAGGACGUGCCACAGUUGGGUCAGAAUAAUUUCCUCAAGCAGGACAACAGCAGCUCCUCAUCCCUCCAUCUGUCCCUCCGUAUCUGUCCGUCUGCACCUCCAUAUCUGUCCCUCUGCACCUCCGUGAUCCAAUCCCAUUUAACCCCAACUGGACAGAGGAACUCGCAAAUAUGGAGGCCCAGUAAGGACAAAUGGCUUGCUGUGGGGGUGCGCGCGCGCGUGUGUGUGUGUGUGUGCGCGUGUGUGUGGGGAGGACUGAGAGCCACACAAGUGAAGAAGAAAGGAAGCCUGGGGAGGAAAAGAUGGUGAAGGCAGAGGAGUUAUGUAACGCCGCCAGGAUCCACACUGAACUUUUUUGGCCUGCCUACCAACAGCCAGGCCAGCCUGGGCCACGAGGGACUGAGAGAAUGGUUGAGGGAAGGUGGAGAAGAAAGAGUGACAAAUUUGUGAUAUUUUAAUAAGAGAGAGUAGGGAGCAAGCUGGUGAUUUAGAAACUCUAAACUCCUCCUGCCUUCUGAAGUCAAGGACCUUUUUUUUUAUUCUGUUCUGCAGCCACACGUUCACUUAUUUUUUCUCUUUUCGUCAGUUUGUUUUUACUCUUGGCUUCCUUCGUAGUGUUUCAUCAUCAUCAAUGUCAUGAACAUCUUCAUCACUGCAGCAGGCAGACUGGAGCUGCGUUAGUUCAGAGCAUCUGUGUCUCAACCCGAUCCAUCCUCCUUCAUAUACCAUCACACUGCAGAUCCCAGCUGACCCACACACACACACACACACACACACAGAGUCUUUUAUUGUGCAUAAUGGUAACAUGGCCUCAUCCCAACACACCCUCAGCAUGUACAUAUAAACCACCCAAACACACAUUUAUUGUAUCCCUUUCAUUUCACCAGCAGAAUGUCAUGUGCAUCAAUCAGAGGUAUUCUGUAUAUUUCUGCUUUGGUUCAGCUCAUACACACACACACACACACACACACACACACACACACACACAUUCAUACACACACACACACAUUCAUACACACUCGGCAAACUGGGCUGAGCUCAAGGGGAGGAUGCGUGGUUGCCAUGUAGACACAGACUUGAUCACAUUUUUUGUUGUCAUCUUUACCGGAUACUUCCUGUUGUAUUAUUUUGAAUACUUUUUUUCUAUUAAAAAUAAAAAUGAAGAAGCUCUUAA
This is a messenger RNA of Micropterus dolomieu (smallmouth bass), 2428 nucleotides long. RefSeq lists its product as uncharacterized. Lineage: Eukaryota; Metazoa; Chordata; Actinopteri; Centrarchiformes; Centrarchidae. The transcript is spliced from 7 exons. The record is from RefSeq and is a predicted model, not a curated record. Bases 432 to 782 code for a protein of 116 amino acids.